Paramormyrops kingsleyae is the source of this 3981-nucleotide messenger RNA. RefSeq names its product semaphorin-7A-like. Lineage: Eukaryota; Metazoa; Chordata; Actinopteri; Osteoglossiformes; Mormyridae. Gene Ontology annotation, biological process: axon guidance; semaphorin-plexin signaling pathway; negative chemotaxis. The record is from RefSeq and is a predicted model, not a curated record. Gene Ontology annotation, molecular function: semaphorin receptor binding; chemorepellent activity. Gene Ontology annotation, cellular component: plasma membrane.
CUGGACACAGACAGUCUUUAUAAGACACGCCUUAAAGGGAGGGUAACUUGCUUUCUGCGAUACGUGUUUUAGAUGAGUUAAACGCAUAUACUGGCUUGACGAAAUCCUGGGAGCGAAAUAUAAGCAAUUAGUUAUUAAGACAAAAAUGAGGUAUUUCAUAUUUUGUUCACUUUUUUUCAUUGUCUUUGCGGAGAAAGGGCCGAGGCUCAAAUUCGUCGUCCAUGAGUCUGCAGCGUUCCAGUUCACACGGCCACAGCUGUAUAGCACUGUCCGGCUACUGGAGGGAGAGGAUGUCUUGUAUGUUGGCGGACAGGCAACACUGUACAUGUUGAAAUUUACAGGCGGUGCGGUUAGACAUGCAGAGAUUCCAAUUUCGUCAGAAGAAAAGGUGAAGGAAGCAUGCCUUUCGGAAACACCCCAGUCAAAGGAAUGCGAUAAUUUCAUCACCGUCGUUGAGAAAAUUGAUGGCUACGUUAUGGUUUGCGGAACAAAUGCUGGACAUCCAAAAUGCUGGAUGCUGGUGAAUGGGACUGCGGUGGCCAACAGUACAGUCAAUGGAGUUGACAUUACAGCCGCAGAUGUUGCUUCACGUAUUCCCUCUCAGCCGUCCGUCAGCUUGACUGCAGAUGGCAAUUUCUACUCAGCAAUAACAGCAGAAGGACACCAGCCUGGUUUUAUACGCCGCACCUUUGGUCCUCGCAGGCUCAUAACGACUGAAAACAAGUGGCUUCAGAAUCCCCGGUUUGUGGGUGCAGCAGUGAUUCCAGGAUCUGUGAAGCACAAGGAGGAGAUCUACUUCUUCUUCAGUGAGAUCAACAAGACCGCCAACGUUGACAAGGAGCCCUACAGGGCUUGUAUUGGACGAGUCUGCAUGAUCGAUGAGGGUGGCAUCAAGGGGACUCUGGAGAAUUCCUGGACCACUUUCCUGAAGGCACGCCUGAUGUGCGGCUCGGCCAGCAGACACCAGCAGUUCAACAACCUGAAGCAGGCGUUCGUGUUGACCGCCCGUGAAAAGAGGACCGGUGUGAUGUACGGGCUCUUUGCCAACGCCUGGGACGUCACUGUGGUGUGUGCCUACUCUGUGGAGGACAUCGACCUUGCAUUCUCUACCUCCAGACUGAAAGGGUACCGGGGAAUCCUGGCAGGCUACCGACCAGGGAUGUGCACUUUUAAGAAUGUAACGACGUCCCUGAAUGCCAAGACCCUGGGAGUGAUACGGGACCAUCCGGAGAUUGAGGAUGUGAUCUGGCCAAUUGGACUGGCACCUUUGGACCUGCCCACCGGCGACCGCUUCACCAAGAUCGUCGCCGACACAGUCCUGGCUGUCAAUGAGGAGCAUUACAGCGUGGUGUACCUGGGCACAGAGAGCGGUAAAGUGCUGAAGGUCCUUCACACCAUCGAGGAAGCUUUCAUCAUCUCACAGUACUCAGCUUUCCGUUCUGAGGGUCCAGUCACAGCCGUGGCCAUCGACUCUGAGAGGGGGUAUCUGUAUGUGAGCUCACCCACAGAAGUCCAGCGCAUUCCAUUGGCUGACUGUGGUCGCUACGGAGACGGUUGCCGGGGAUGCAUCCUUUCGCGUGACCCUUAUUGUGGGUGGGAUGUUGGCAAAAGGAUGUGUGUGGUGAUACCAAAGGAAUACAACAUCAGCACGGGCAUGAUUGUCCAGAGCCUUGACCAGUCCAGUGCGUCGGAGUGUGGAGAAUCAGCUGCAGGGUUUGCAGGCCUGAGGGCUCAUAGCACUUCCCCCAAGGAGGUGGAGGUGGAUGUGGACGGGCCAGUGCUGCUGCCAUGUCCUGUGUACUCCUUCCAUGCCUCCUACCUUUGGGAGAAGGACCACUGCACCCACCGUUACCCGUGCUCCAUCUUGGGGGAUUCCUGUGUUCUGUCGCCCAUGUCACUUUUGCCCUUCACCGAUGGAAUCUUUCGUUGCAUGGCCCUGGAGGACAGCCAUAAGGUGGAGGUGGUCUCCUACAAGGUGAUCAUCAACAAGGGACCUGUUUCGGCUUCUGUCACCUGGUUGCUUCGAUACUCUCUCUUCCUGUUCACCACCCCAUUCUGGUUUAUCUAGCCACUGUUCUUUCUCAGCGUUUUUAUAUUCUCAUAAACAGACAAAUAACGUCGACACCUAGUUUGAAAAGCAUUUAGCAUCACCAUGGAUGUAUAUCACUGUCAAAUUUACAUUUCCUUUGGAAACUAUAUAUUUAUGGGUCACAAAAAUCAGUAUAACUCUAUUGCUUUUUGACUGUGUUGAACUGCUGUAUUUGGUUCUCUGUAAUGUAGUCUAACUCGUGUGCCCCAUCAAUCAUCUGCUGAAAUUCCUUAGUAUUUAAAUAACGAUACCAAAUCAGAAAAAAAUAUCAAUUCAUAUUAAACAGAAAUUAUUUUUACUGUAUACUUUAAUUAUGUGAGAGACUAUCAACUGAUCUACCUUCUGCGAAGCACAGGAACCACCUGGACACUUAGGGUUAAAGAUAGAGGUUCCAGGAACCUCUGAGGCGUCGUUCCUGUGGUGAAGACUCUACAUGUUUUCAUUUGAAAUUGUUAUCUCACUGUUUUGAAUUUAAGUAUAGUCACCCAUUCUCAGGCAUAGUAUUAGAACUCAAGUGUACAACGUAAGGGAAUGAUUGAGGUCAUUCUUAGAGAAAUUUUGGUAUUUACAAAUGUGGGGUGUUGCUGUAGUCUUUCAACUGUGCUGUACGCUUUACAAAUCUAGCAUUUACUUUUAGUCUUUAGUUUUUUAUCUUGUAAUAAUUUGUGGGUUUUUUUUUUUUUUUUUUUUGCUUUUUGCCAGUAUUUCAUGGUGAACAAUGUCGUCAAGUUGCUUUUAUACCAAUUUUACAAGUUGACUGUGUUACUUUGAACAGAUAACAGAUGUUUAGCCAAUAUCUAAUACUGUAACACUGUCAUAACAACUACCCUAUUACCCUAUUACCAUAUGUAAAUAUGUAUGACAGUCUUGUCGUAUAAAUGUAAAAAGCCUUAACAUUAUGUAACUACUGUAUCUUACAGUAUUAAGUGAUGCUGUAACCUUGGUGUAAAUGAGCUUAAUAUAGAACAUGGGGCCAGAUUCACACGUCUGACAACAGACAAGCUACUACUGUAUGAUAAUCCGAAGUGGUUAUCGGGAAAUCCAUUUGCUAUAUCCGUGAAGCAAUCAGAAAAACGAUACUGGGGGAUCGUUUAUUUAUAACCUCAAUUAAUCCUUGAAGUGUUGAAAGCCAGAUAAAGCCACAUAGUUAAAUGUAACCAUAGAGCAUUUUACUUUCCUUCUGGUAAAUGACUUCAGGAUUAAAUGUUUUUUUAUCACCGCCUAAUUAAUUUGUAGGCCUAAUAGCAUUUAUUAUUUGGAAAAUGUUUCAAGCUUUAAAAUGUUUCAAGCUUCGACGAUAUCGGUGCUAAAAAUUCCUUUUAUAUUUUACUUUGAACUCUGUUUUGUAGAGGCAGUAAGCAUACGAGGGCGGCUAUGAGAUUUCUACUCCUACCUAAUGAAAAAGCCUUUGUAUAAAUCAGUAGAAUUUCAUUGAACGGUCUUCAGAAACAGCAGAAUUUAUGCAUAAAUCUGAACGGCUAGUAUGGGAAAUUCUUCUGUAAUAUUUUAAAAUUAGCUUUUAUUAUAUGUGUAGCUUAAUCGUGUGGUGUGCAGAGAUGUGGAAUAUGGAGGUUGAGAUGGGACAUAAUAGUAAUUUGAUAAAUGUGCUACAGCCAUUUGCAAGUGUUUUGUGUGUCUGGUACGUCUAACCUUCCAUCCUUUCUUGCUGGUUGAUACCUCUUACUGGGUUAGCUGUCAGGAAAAUCCCUGUCUGGGUAGGUUUGGUUUCUGUUUUUAUAAUACACUAUUUGAGUGCUAUAGUGCAGUAGUUGGCAUUGUCGGCUCACACCUCUGGGACCAGCAUUCAAGUCUCCAUCCUGAGGUUUGCCAUGGUUCAUCAUGGGGUUUCCUCCAGGUACUCUGGUUUCCCCCCACAGUCCAAAAACAUGCUA